GCAUGUUGGGUUUUACAAUCUAUCGAGCCGCAGAUGCGGGAGCUAAAUAUAAACUCGUCGGAUAUUGGGGGUUACUUUAUGACGAUGUACUGGGCGUAUGUUUACGGUCUCCCACUAUUGUCUAUAGCCCUCCGUUCCUUGAAGCUGACAAAGUGUAGCGUCAACUCCAACCCUUGGAAACUCGCCUCUUGGGUGCUCGCUCGGAUUCUUCAUGAUGCCAGAUUGAGAGAAAAGAUCGAAGCGGAGAUAGCGCCCUACUUUACGUCCACGAAUAGCCUCUCGCCAGUAAAACUUGCGUUAAAGCUUAGAAACUGCUCUUACCUAAUGGCGACAUACAGUGAGGUCUUAUGGACUACAUCCUCCUCGACAUCCGUCCGGAAGGUGGACAAAGAUUGCGUGAUUGGGGGUAAAACGCUUUAGAAGGGAGCGCAUGUCCUCAUACCUUAUAGACAAAUGCUUCUGGACGAACGAGUCUUCGGAGCGGACGCCACAGACUUCAAUGUAGAACGCUUCAUAGUAUCUCCUUCUCUAGUUAAGAGUUCUAGCUUCCGACCGUUUGGCGGUGGCGUUGCUUUCUGCACAGGUCGGUUCCUUGCGGAGAAGGAAUGCCUUACGGUCGUCGCUCUGGUACUGGGAAAGCUUGGAGCGAGACUUUGCGAUUUGAACAUGCCGUUUCCUCGGAUGGAUGAAAAGAGACCUUCUUUGGGUAUUAUAACGCCGGUUUCAGGAGAGG
Mytilinidion resinicola is the source of this 733-nucleotide messenger RNA. RefSeq lists its product as uncharacterized. Gene Ontology annotation, molecular function: oxidoreductase activity, acting on paired donors, with incorporation or reduction of molecular oxygen; heme binding; monooxygenase activity. The record is from RefSeq and is a predicted model, not a curated record. Bases 85 to 420 code for a protein of 111 amino acids. The transcript has a single exon. Lineage: Eukaryota; Fungi; Ascomycota; Dothideomycetes; Mytilinidiales; Mytilinidiaceae.